AAACAUUCACACCUGAGGACUAUGUGGCUGAUCCUGAAAAUAUGAAGCGGUAUAGCAUGGAUCCUGCUGAUUCUGCCUUCAGUUGCAUGGGCUCCAUGUAUUCUAUGCGGCAGAGUCCUGCAGAUGGACGUCCUGCUGGAGGCUCCUCUUCCUCCUGUAGCCAUCGUCCUGCCCAGAUGUCUUCAGGGGGGUCCUCAUCUACCAGCCUGCAUCAUCAAACCUCCAGCCCAACAAGGAACGGGACCUAUCUUGAAGGAAACAGAAGUGCCUCAAGUCCUUCACCAGAACAGCAAGACACGACUCGGCCAUCAAGCAAGAAUCCUUUGACCUGGACGGUGGAUGACGUGGUUUGGUUUGUGAAGGAUGCAGACCCUCACGCUUUAGGUCCUCACGUGGAGCUCUUCAGAAAACACGAGAUUGAUGGCAAUGCUUUGUUGCUGCUGAAAAGUGACAUGAUCAUGAAAUACCUGGGGCUGAAACUGGGACCUGCGCUGAAACUGUGUUACCACAUUGAUAAGCUCAAGCAAGCCAAGUUCUAA
Molecule: messenger RNA, 539 nt
Organism: Nestor notabilis (Kea)
Lineage: Eukaryota; Metazoa; Chordata; Aves; Psittaciformes; Psittacidae
Product: sex comb on midleg-like protein 4
Exons: 3
Molecular function (GO): protein binding
Source: RefSeq, a predicted model, not a curated record